Messenger RNA from Bicyclus anynana (squinting bush brown), 3666 nucleotides. RefSeq names its product kinesin-like protein KIF3A (gene Klp64D). The transcript is spliced from 14 exons. Gene Ontology annotation, molecular function: ATP binding; microtubule binding; microtubule motor activity. The record is from RefSeq and is a predicted model, not a curated record. Gene Ontology annotation, biological process: microtubule-based movement. NCBI's taxonomy places the organism in Eukaryota, Metazoa, Arthropoda, Insecta, Lepidoptera, Nymphalidae. The coding region runs from base 166 to 2181 and encodes 671 amino acids.
CUGUCAUUUCAUUUUCAUGAAUUCUGCGUGUCGAUCAGCAAAUUGGGGCUCCGCGAAAACUAGGUCGCGAGUAUUGAUUUUUACCUAAUAUCCGACAAACAAAGGCUUUGCGUUCCCCAGUGAAAAUAAAACCACCCGUAGUCUCGUGGAAGGAGAACGUGCGCCAUGCCAAACGCCGAUCUGCCCGCGCCGACGGUCGAAAAUGUCCGGGUGGUUGUGCGCGUGCGCCCCAUGGACCAGAAGGAGAAGCUCGACGGCGCGUACAACUGCGUGUCAGUCGACCCCGUGCAUAACACCAUAGCGGUCACUCGCAACAACGUGAGCCCCCCGGAGCCCCCGCGCAUAUACGCCUACGAUGCCGUCUUCGACACCAACACGAGCCAGAUGGACAUCUACGUGCAGACGGCGAGUCCCAUCGUGGAGCAAGUGUUGCGAGGAUACAAUGGCACCAUCUUCGCGUAUGGGCAGACGGGCACGGGCAAGACGUACACCAUGGCGGGCGGGAACUCCGCGCCCGAGCUGCGCGGCAUCAUCCCCAACUCCUUCGCGCACAUCUUCAGCCACAUCGCUGACGCCAAGGAUGACGAGAAGUUCCUGGUGUGUGUCACGUAUCUGGAGAUCUACAACGAGGAGGUGCGCGACCUGCUGGGGAACAACCCGCACCAGAGCCUGGAGGUGAAGGAGCGGCCCGACAUCGGCGUCUUCGUUAAGGAUCUCACUGGCUACGUUGUCCACAACGCAGACGAGCUGGAGAAGAUAAUGGCGGUGGGCAACAAGAACAGGCACAUCGGCGCCACCGCCAUGAACAUCGAGAGCUCGCGCUCGCACGCCAUCUUCUCCAUCACCGUGGAGAACAGCAAACGCGGCGCCGACGGCAAGAUGCAUGUGAAGAUGGGGAAACUGCACCUUGUUGACUUGGCGGGCUCCGAGCGGCAGAGCAAGACGCAGGCGACGGGCACGCGGCUGAAGGAGGCGACCAAGAUCAACCAGUCGCUGUCGGUGCUGGGCAACGUCAUCUCCGCGCUGGUGGACGGCAAGUCCACGCACAUCCCGUACAGGAACUCCAAGCUCACGCGCCUGCUGCAGGACUCGCUCGGCGGGAACUCCAAGACUGUCAUGAUAGCGACAGUGGGUCCGGCGGACUCCAACUACGUGGAGACCAUCAGCACUCUGCGCUACGCCAACCGCGCCAAGAACAUCGAGAACAAGACGCACGUCAACAACGAGCCGGGAGACGCGUUGCUCACGAGGUUCCAACAAGAGAUCGACCAACUCAAGAAGCAACUGGAAGAGACUACGAACGAGUUAGAAGAAGAGGAAGAAGAAGAGAUAUCAGAAGAAGAGCUGACGGACGACACGCUGACCGACCCCGAGCUGGACGUACUGGACGCUGACGAGAAGAAGAUACGCCGCAAGAUCAGACGAGAGGAAAAGGAAAAGCUGAACCGCGAAAAAGCUCACCUAGCUCGCAAAGUUCUGGAAGAGAAGAAGGCUGAACUGCAGCGCACCAAGAAGCAGCAAGAGGAGCUCAAGGACAAGCUGCAGCGGCUGGAGUCCAAGGUGCUGGUGGGCGGGGAGAACCUGCUGGACAAGGCGGACAGCCAGCGCCGGCUGCUGGAGCAGGCGGCCAAGGAGCUGGAGCUGAGGAAGCUCAACGAGCUCAGGCUGCAGCAGGACCUGCAGAAGAAGGAGGCCGAACGUCUCGACCUAGAAGAACGAUACUCGAGCUUGCAAGAAGAGAACGCAGCGAAGACGCGCAAGCUCAAACGCGCCGUGCAACUCCUCAACUCCGCCAAAGCGGAGUUGGCUGACCAGCAGCGCGAGCAGCAGCGCGAGAUGGAGGGCAUCCUGGACGGAGUGCGCGCGCUGCGCCGGGAGCUGCAGCUCGCCGACCUGGUGCUGGACGCGUACAUACCCAAGGAGUACCAGGCGCUGAUCGAGCAGUACGUGCACUGGAACGAGCAGCUGGGCGAGUGGCAGGUCAAGUGCGUGGCCUACACCGGCAACAACAUGGCGCCGCGCCUCGCCGUCCACAAGCCGACCAGCCACGUGGAGCCGCCGGACCUGUCGGACCGCUACCUGUCGUACUCGGCGGUGAGUGGCCGUGCCGCCAGCCGCCUCGCGCGCCCGCACACGUCGGCCGUGCCGCGCCCGCACACCGCGCUGCGCCAGCGACAGUAGAGCGCGCCACAGACUAUAGACCACACCAUAGACUUGCUUCGCUACAGACACUUUUUUUUUUCAUGUUGAGUAAGUGCCGAUGGCUCCAUUUGGGACCACUACGGCGUCCGGAGGGGGGGAGGGGGGGGGGCAGAAGCGAUAAGAUACAGGACGGAACGCCUCUCUAAGGGCGUCUGCUGUGAGAAUAACAAACACUACUCAAACGUCACAAACAUAUACUUGGUCAUUUGGUUUUUCCCGGCAUUUAAGUUGAACUAAACAGUUAAUUAAUUAUAAACAAAUUAUAAACACUAGUACAGAGUGCCUAGUGGAAGUUUUCAAUAUUUUCAUACUGUGACUAUCGUAUAAGUCAAUCAGUCAAUUUCUUGCAUUCAGUCAAUUUCUAAGGAAUUGAAACAGUUGUGCAGUAGUGCUACUAGAUGGCGCUCUUUCUAUUCCUUAGAAAUUCGCGUUUACGGUUACGCGAUUGUUGAUCAUACGACUUUUGUCAGAGGAAUAACGUCUAGCGAGGCAGGUCCAAUGGUAAUUGGUCUGUAUGUAUGCCUAGUGGCAGUUUUCAAUGUUUUCAUACUGUGACUAUCGCGUAACCGUAAACACGAUUUUCUAAGGAAUUGAAACAGUUGUGCAGUGCUACUAGAUGGCGCUGUUUCUAUUCCUUAGAAAUUCGCGUUUACGGUUACGCGAUAGUCACAGAAUGAAACAUUGAAACUGCCACGAGGCAUCCUGAGCUAACAUCAGAAAGUGUUGCGCAUGGUUCAACUUACAGGCCGCUUACUAUACCUACUUGUGUUGUUGAUUUUAACAAAAUGUCGCUUCGCGCUCUUAUUUACUCAAUGUGUGUUUGCACGAAUGAUUCCUGUUUUAUAAUUAAUUAAUUUAAACUAUGCUAGUCACAUUCCAGUGAUUUUAUUUAUAAUUCUCAGUAUUAAAGACGCUUAGAAAAGCUAUAUUAUAUUGUGUUUACAUUAUUUUUUUAAAGGAGAUGGUCCAUUUCAGUUCCACUCUUGUACCCCGUAUCAUUAAAAUUUAAAAAAUACAAAGAUUUUAUAAAAAAAUAUUAAGGUGAAUAAAUCUAACUAAAUAAAAAUAAAUAAAUAAAAAAACCCAAGUUUUUGAGUUUUAUCAAGAUGGCGUCCCUAUAGCAACUAUGACAUGACAGUUGACAGCAAACGUCAAAUCGAUUAUUGCAUUGAAAACGUCAUUUAUCCGCCAUUAUUACCCGUAUUAGUGUUUCUUGGGAGAUAAUGAAUAUUAUUUCGAAAGAAUUAAAGUAAAUUUAUAGAUUUGUAUAAUCAAAAAUAGUUAAAAAAUAAUAUUUUUUUUUCAGCUAGGGUAUAAUGACUGAUACUGGGCUCCAUACAAUUUUGGACCAUCUCCUUUACACGACAAUUGUGUUUUUGUGAAUACAAAAUUGUUUUAUUAUGAUUUGUCUGUUUAUUGUGAUAUUUGUUUAUUUACUACAUUUAAUACACUUUUGAUACUAUG